Phasianus colchicus (ring-necked pheasant) is the source of this 3407-nucleotide messenger RNA. RefSeq names its product ubiquitin specific peptidase 44 (gene USP44). Gene Ontology annotation, molecular function: zinc ion binding; cysteine-type deubiquitinase activity. Gene Ontology annotation, biological process: protein deubiquitination. Lineage: Eukaryota; Metazoa; Chordata; Aves; Galliformes; Phasianidae. The record is from RefSeq and is a predicted model, not a curated record.
CGCGGCGCUGACGUCGCCGAGGGGCCGGGGCGAGGAGGCUGCGGCUCGGGGCGGGCAAGAUGGCGGCAGCGGCGGGUGACGGUUGCAGAUGGAAAUGUCACGGGCAGAAAAUAGUUUGGACGAUGUAUUUUGCUAGUGUAUCUCUGCAGUUUCAGUUCUAACAAUGGAUAAGUGUAAGCACAUAGGACGCCUGCGACUGGCCCAAGAUCACUCCAUUCUGAAUCCACAGAAAUGGCAUUGCGUGGACUGCAAUACGACCGAGUCUGUAUGGGCAUGCCUCAGCUGCUCACACGUGGCGUGUGGGAGAUACAUUGAAGAACAUGCACUAAAGCACUUUCAGGAGAACGGUCACCCGGUGGCAUUGGAAGUAAAUGAGCUGUAUGUUUUCUGCUAUCUCUGUGAUGAUUAUGUUCUUAAUGAUAAUGCAACUGGUGAUAUAAAACUGUUGCGAAGUACAUUAAGUGCAAUCAAGAGUCAAAAGUAUGAGUGUACUACUCGUAGUGGGAGGACUUUGCGUUCUAUGGGUGCCAGUGAUGAUUCUUACCUUUCACACGACGGUGCCCAGGCCUUGCUUCGCAAUCAAGACCGCAUGUUCACAGCACUGUGGCACAGAAGGCGUGCGUUCAUGGGCAAAAUAUUCAGGUCGUGGUUCCAGCUGACACCUAGCGGAAAAAAGAUUUUGGAAGAAGAGAAGCGUUUGGAAGAAGAGGAGGAAAGGAGGAACAAAGCUAGAAAGAGAAGACAAGAACGAAAGCGCCAGUUGAAGGAAGAGAUGGAAAAGAUGCCUCCAAGAAAGAGCUGCCGUUUACAAAACCAGAUGAGAAUGUCCUCACAAACAGCAUCCAUCGUGCAAAAGACAUCACAGAGCAUGGAAUCUGUGUCAGAGUUGAAAGAAACGUAUACCUCAGAUGAAGUAAGAUUGAAAAAAAUAGGUGACUCUCCAAUUAAACGAAGGCCCACCGUGACUCCAGGGGUAACAGGACUGAGGAACCUGGGAAACACGUGCUAUAUGAAUUCUAUCCUGCAGGUAUUAAGUCACUUACUUAUUUUUCGAGAAUGCUUCUUAAAGCUUGAUCUCAACCAAACUCAGGAACUGCUGGCAACAGCAGCCAGUGGUAAAACCAGGUCUUCAUCCAGACGCUCGUCAAUAACUGCUUCAACAUUACAAGUGAAUGAGAACCAAGAGAAAGGAAGGGGAUCAUCUUCUGUGAGACGAUCUAAUUUAUCCUCUGGAUUAAGUGGAGGAGCAUCAAAAAGUAGAAAUAUGGAACUCAUUCAGCCCAGGGAGCCCAGUUCAAAGCAUAUUUCUCUUUGUCACGAGCUGCAUACUCUGUUUCAAGUGAUGUGGUCUGGCAAAUGGGCGCUGGUGUCUCCUUUUGCCAUGCUUCAUUCUGUCUGGAGACUAAUUCCAGCCUUCAGAGGAUAUGCCCAACAAGAUGCUCAGGAAUUCCUUUGUGAACUUUUGGAUAAAGUGCAGCAGGAACUGGAGACUACGGGGACCAGAUACCCAGCUCUCAUCCCUGCUGCUCAAAGAAAACUUAUAAAACAGGUUUUGAAUGUGGUGAACAACAUUUUUCAUGGACAGCUAUUAAGUCAGGUUACGUGCCUUGCCUGUGACAAUAAAUCAAACACCAUAGAACCUUUCUGGGACCUGUCACUGGAGUUCCCUGAGAGGUAUCACUGCAAUGGCAAGGAGAUGGCAUCGCAGUAUCCCUGUCCGCUGACAGAAAUGCUGGCCAAGUUUACAGAAACUGAAGCUUUGGAAGGAAAGAUAUAUGCGUGUGAUCAGUGCAACACAAAACGCAGGAAGUUUUCUUCUAAACCAGUUAUACUCACAGAAGCUCAGAAGCAGCUUAUGGUGUGUCGACUACCUCAGGUUCUCCGAUUACACCUGAAGAGGUUUAGGUGGUCAGGACGCAAUCAUCGUGAAAAGAUCGGCGUGCAUGUUAAUUUUGAUCAAAUACUGAACAUGGAGCCUUACUGCUGCAGAGAAUCCCUCAAGUCUCUCCUACCCGACUGCUUUAUCUACGACUUGUCUGCUGUAGUAAUGCAUCAUGGGAAAGGAUUUGGCUCAGGGCACUACACUGCCUACUGCUACAAUUCAGAAGGAGGAUUUUGGGUACACUGCAAUGAUUCAAAACUCAACAUGUGCACUAUGGAAGAAGUAUGCAAGGCUCAAGCCUACAUUUUGUUUUACAGCCAACGACUUUCUCAGGCAAAUGGACUUGGUAAAAUAUGUCCUAGCACAUCUGAAAGUCAGCAGCACACAGAGUUAGCUGACUGUUCUGUGGACAACAGUAGCAGCUAAUCCAAAGGCAAUUAACUGUGUGUAUGGUAAAGUUUGAAUCGUCGUAACUAUAUAUUUUUAAAUGAAAUGCAAGUACAGUGUUGUACUUUUUGACUUUGAAUCUGUUGUACAAUGUUUAUAUACUUUUGUAUUAGGUAAAGUGCUCUUUACGAUUGUUAGUGAAAGUUUUUAUUGACAGUAAGUAACUUUCUAAGUACUUAGAAUUUCAAUACAGUUAUUUUUUUAAGAAAAAGAUUGCCAUUUGCAUUUAACUCUUACCUCAGGCUGUUUUUUAAGCUGUUUUUGUAUUUUGAUAAUCUUUGGUUUAGAAUAAUGACUUUCAAUGGAAAACUGAUGUUUCUGUGGUUAAUUUUCUAUAUAUGCCUGUGUACAUUUUAUAGUAUAGUUCUAAUGAUAUCAUGACUCUUACUUUCUGCAGGAAUCGCUACUAGGUCUUAGAAUAUUAACAUUCACCAGCAAGGAAUGUUCUACAUGUUGAAUAGUAACUGAACUUUUAAUAAGAAACUUUUUGUAUGCCUGACUAAAGUGAAAUUUGUUUGAACUCUUCUCCCCACACCUUCAAGGGAGCUAUGCUAAAAGUUAUAGAAUCACAGAAUGGCUUGGGGGGAAAGGACAGUAAAGCUUAUCUAGUUCCAACCCUCUGCCAUGGGCAAGGCUGCCACCUACCAGCUCAGGCUGCUCAGGCUCCCAGUCUAAUCUGGCCUUGAAUGCCUCCAGGGAUGGGGUGUCCACAGCACCUCUAGCUCACCUGUUCAGUGCCCCAUCACCCUCUUCAGUGGAAAUUUCCCCCCUAACUUCCACCCUAAAUAACCCCUCUUCUAGUUUAAAGCCAUUUACCCUCAUGCUAUCACACUGUUGUCUAAAAGGUCGGUCCCCCUCUCCUAUUUGUAAGCAGCUUUUGAGUACUCGAAGGCCACAAUAAGGUCUCCUCAGAGCCUUCUGUUCUCCAGGCUGAACAAGUGCAGCUCCCUCAGCCUUUCCUCAUAGCAGAGGUGUUCCAACAGUUCCCUAUCCUCCUUGUGCUGGGGCCCCAGGCCUGGAUGCAGUACUCCAGAUGAGUUUCAUGAAGGCAGAGUAGAGGAGGAAAGGACCCUCGCUC